UUCUUAAACACCUUACUCUUACUCAUACUCAUUGAGCUGAACUUGGUCGAAGCUAAUUCAAGACCAAUACCAGUGUCAGUCAUUUGAGAAGGUUAUUCAAAAUAAUUGCCCUAUCGUCAAAAAAAAAAACACUUAAACCCAUUUCUUGGGACGACGAUCUUCGUUUUGGGUUUCUCAAGACCUUGACACAGUUUCUGGUUUGGCUUAUUUUUGUUGUUGCUUGUUGUAUUUUCUUGUGUUUUUGUUUCUAUUUGUCACUGAUUUUCAUUUGAGUUUGAGUGUCAAGAAAAAAAGUGAAAGAAAAGAAAGGCAAAAAAAGAAUAAUAUCAACAAAAACACAUAAUUUUAUUGCAAACAACGUUAAAUUUAGCUCAAACAAUUGUUGUUGUUUAAUGUCUGGGUGUCUGUUUGUUUGGACGAAUGACCAAUCUUAAGGCCAUCAACACCGGUUUUAGACAGAUGACCCAUGGGAGUGCCCAUUACAAAACCACAGAAGAUUCCAAAAUAAGUUGCAUUACAAGUUAAACUGCAGUAAUAAGUGGUUGACCAUUAUCACAAUAUAAAAUUUAUCAUUCAAAAUAUUUUUUGUUCAGAAACUAAAUAAAUUAGAAUAUUCAGACUUUUAUCAUAAGUCUAUCUUAAUCAAGGAUACCAACAUUACUGUUUUAUAAGAAAUAAAAAAGAAUUGUGCGAAAAUAAUAAAUUUAAAAGUUUAAUUGCGGUUUUGAGUGGAUUACGUUAAAAGUUGUCAAAAUGAGAGUCCCUACGAUGUUAUCUGAACUACCAGAACUGCCAUCCAUUAAAUUGGGUGAUUUUGAAUUGGCAUUUGAACUAGAAGCACUACCAGAACAUGCCCGAGCAAUAGCUGAAAAUGAAUUAAGAGAAACGCCCGAAGUAAAGAAGAAAGCCAUUGAAGAUUUAAAAAAAUUGCUGGAACAGGAAACUGAAUUCACAUAUCCAAAAGACAAUGAUGAAUAUAUGGUGCGAUUUCUCAGACCCUGUAAAUUUUAUCCAGAAAGUGCAAGAGACUUGAUCAAGCGCUAUUAUUCCUUUAAAUUGAAGCACUGUGACAUUUACGAUAAUCUGUUACCGAGUCGAGAAGAGAACAUUUUCAAAUCGAAUGUGUUAACAGUUUUUCCCAAUCGCGAUCAAUUCGGAAGGAGAAUCUUACUUUUGGAGCUUGGAAAGAAAUGGAAGCACAAGGAAGUUUCCCUAGAUGAAGUUUUCAAAGGCUGUGUUCUCUUCCUCGAAGCUGCUAUGCUCGAGCCAGAAACUCAAGUAGCCGGAGCUAUUGUGAUAUUCGAUAUGGAUGGUUUGAGUAUGUCACAAACUUGGCAGUUUACACCACCAUUUGCCAAGAGAAUUGUAGACUGGUUACAAGACUCUGUACCGCUGCGUGUGAAAGCAAUUCAUAUUGUCAAUCAACCAAAAAUCUUUAACUUAGUCUUCGCUCUGUUUAAGCCAUUCUUCAGGGAGAAGUUGCGUUCCCGCAUUUAUUUCCAUGGCAACGAUCGGGAGUCAUUGCAUAAGCACAUUUCUCCAAAAUGCCUACCACCAGCUUAUAAUGGUAUCUUGGAACAACAACGAGUCGAUGGAAUCCAAUGGUAUCAAUUGAUGAAACUUUGCGAACAGGAAUAUGUUGCAAUUAAUUCGUAUGGUUAUAAGAAAAAGUAGUAAUUUUUGUUUGUUUAGUUUUACAAUUGUAUAAUUAUUUUAAGCAGUAACGGUGCUGUGUGUUGAUUUUUAUUGUUUAUUUAUUUUUAAAAAUGAUUUCUUCUUCGUUAAUGAGUUUUAGUACGUACAAUUCUCAAAAUGAAUUAAUUUUUAAUACAAAAUAAUAAUUUAAAACAAAAAUGGCAAAUGGGAUAAAUUAAUGUCAUUUUAAAGGUUUAUUAAUAAAAUAUAAUUAUAUACCUACUGAUAUAAAAAACUACAAACGCACAACUUUUAAUUGUAAAUUAAAUAUUAAAUAAUUUUUUAAAAAACAACAAUAACGUCUCAAUUAAUGAAAAGAACAAAAAUAUAGGUAGGUACCUAUACCUAUUAAAAUUGUUGUUACUUUUUUUUAUGAACAAUAAAUCAUAGGAAUAAAGAAAA
Messenger RNA from Episyrphus balteatus (marmalade hoverfly), 2097 nucleotides. Its product is annotated as alpha-tocopherol transfer protein-like. Lineage: Eukaryota; Metazoa; Arthropoda; Insecta; Diptera; Syrphidae. Gene Ontology annotation, cellular component: membrane. Gene Ontology annotation, molecular function: phosphatidylinositol bisphosphate binding. The coding region runs from base 754 to 1674 and encodes 306 amino acids. The record is from RefSeq and is a predicted model, not a curated record. The transcript is spliced from 7 exons.